UGGUCGCCACGAUAUUGCGGCUGUCAUCGACUUUGUACUGAACGCAACUGGUUCCAGAAGAGUGUCGUUGUUGGGAUACUCACAGGGAGUAAUGUCAAGCCUAGUGCUCUUUUCCACAAAACCAGAGUACAACGACAAGGUCGAUAUUUUAAUAGGGUACGCUCCAGCAGCUAAUGUGUCGCACUUUCGGUUUCCAUUCCCAGAGCUUUUCGCCUUCGCUGACCCAAUUUUUCUCCUACUCGACCCAUUGGGCAACAGUGGAUACUUCCACCUGCCCCAAGCACUCCGACAGGUGAUUCAAGCAAUCUGCAACAUGUUUAAUGGAGAGCCUUGCUCUCUCUUCCUAACGCUCACACUGUUGAGUAGUCCUGAGCAGUCGAACAAGACACGAAUGUCAGUGCUUCUAUCCCACUUCCCAAUAGGGACAUCCUAUCAAAAUUUGCGCCACAUUGUUCAGAAUUACAGAAGCAAGAAUUUUCUCAUGUAUGACUAUGGAUCUCACAAAAAUAAAGAGCUCUACGGACAGAAGAAGCCCCCAGCUUAUCCUGUGGAGCGUAUCACAGUUCCCGUGGCGCUCUUCUCGUCAGAGGGCGACACGCUCGGCGACCCAGACGACGUCUCUGCCCUCGUUGACAGUUUGGGUUCAGCAUUACUCUUCAAUAGCAUCCUGCCCCCAAAGAACUUCCGCCAUGUCGAUUUUCCAUUCAGUUACAAAGCGUCCGCCUUCCUUCAUGGGCCAAUGAUCGACACACUGGAGGAACAUGCCGGGACAAGAGUGUGCCUUUUGUUCAUAUGCCGCAAGCCCCCGACAAGCAUUGAUCCAAGCCUGCACCACAACGCCAACGCCGACUUCGUUCCGGACCAUCGAGCAGGCCACCGGCAACACGAUAGCUGCCCCGGGAGCAUGGAGACGACCAAGACUGAGACGACCAAGAUAGUGGCCGAGACAACCUCAAUGGCAGCCGCAGCGCCUCUCAUAGUUCUGCAAGAGUCCAGAACCUGGUUUGAGAACCGGGAGUCGACCCUUACAGCAUUGGACCUGUUCUACAGCGGCAUCCUGCGGACAUUUACGAACGUCGUGCACAAUGAAAGGGCCGAAGCUAUGUUAGAAGCCCGAGUACAACUACUGAACGAGACCAUAGCAAUCUUCACCGACGAGAUGACGCGCCUGUUCCGCCAAGCUGACCCUGAUAUUCCUGAAGAGAAGAAAAUUUGA
Messenger RNA from Dermacentor albipictus, 1216 nucleotides. RefSeq lists its product as uncharacterized. Lineage: Eukaryota; Metazoa; Arthropoda; Arachnida; Ixodida; Ixodidae. The record is from RefSeq and is a predicted model, not a curated record. Gene Ontology annotation, biological process: lipid metabolic process.